AACAUGAAUAACACUACUGAAACGUGUCGUGCCGUGAAUGGUAUAGAUGAGAAUCAACGUUGUAACUUUGUGAGAAGGACACUUGAUUGUAGAAGCACUCUUGGUUAUAUAGAUUACACCGCUUAUAUGUACUGUUCUUUUGGAAAUGAAGGUGACAGAAUUGCUGUUGGACUUAGUGUUUUAUGGCUAUUGUUGUUAUUCAUUGGUCUAGGGAUGACAGCAAAUGACUUCUUAUGUCCUGCACUUUUUGUCAUUUCGAAAACUUUGAAGAUGUCUCAGAAUGUUGCUGUAUCUUUUAAUUCUAUUAAAACAUAAUUAUGUUAUUAAUUAUAAAUUGUAUUGUGUACCUGAAAGUUUUAU
Molecule: messenger RNA, 360 nt
Organism: Centruroides sculpturatus (bark scorpion)
Lineage: Eukaryota; Metazoa; Arthropoda; Arachnida; Scorpiones; Buthidae
Product: mitochondrial sodium/calcium exchanger protein-like
Exons: 4
Coding region: 4-315 (103 amino acids)
Biological process (GO): monoatomic cation transport; intracellular calcium ion homeostasis
Cellular component (GO): membrane
Molecular function (GO): calcium:sodium antiporter activity
Source: RefSeq, a predicted model, not a curated record